GCAGGGAGGUUUGUGCCCCUUGUUUGGCAAGAGCAAUACUUUUCCUUCCUUUUUUGAUAUUAAGGGCUGGGUGAUGUUCUAUUUCUGUCAUUUUCUCUGUUGACUCCGAUCCAAAUGAAUUUAUCAGAGAUUCAUGGUCAAUAAAGACCAAUCCAUCCCUGUCACCCAGACCAUACCUCUAGAUUUCUUGGUGUUUGACCUGGGAUUGGAUCAGCUUGAGAUAGGAGUUUUAGACUAAAAGAGGCCAAAUGUCAAAAUUUGUAGGAAGUGAGAGGAAAUGACAGUCACCACGGUCUUGAUUCAGUUCACUUCUAACUAAAUAAUUCAACAGCUAUGUGCAAGAUAUUAGAUCCUAGCCUUAAAAAGCUAAAAAUUUAAAGUGUUUAUCCUAAAGGAGCUUAUUCAUUUAAUUGGAUUAUUUCAACCUUAGCCUUUGUUUCCUUAUCCUUGUUUUUCCUGUCACUUUGUGAAAGGAUAGGAGAGCAAAUGUGUGCAGUAAAAGUUAUUUUGGGGGGAAGUUUAAACACAACUCUGUGUCUCAGAUUGAGAUUUCUUUAGGGAAAAAAAACAAAACAAGACAAAAAACAAAUAAUAGCCCUUCAAAACAAAAUAAAGCUGAACCGAAUUGGAGGGUCUAGCUUAAAUUUAGGCAAGCUGUGUGUUUGUGGGGAGGAGGGCUGGAGAAAUGGAUGAAGACCGUCAGCUCAGUGGAUAGGGUCGGAUUUCACUUAGGGCAGGACUCCUUUCCUGGGUUUGCACCUCCUUAUUUCUUUUGGGCCAGGGUUUUGAUCCCUCGCUCCCUAACCCAUCUAGGCUGUCUUGCUCCUCCUCCCUUCUUUCUCUUUCCUUCGGCACUUCGGAGCCCCGCCCUCCCAGUUUGUCCUGUAGCCCCGCCCCCUAUGUGCUGACGCCAUCGCGCCGCGCGUGCGUGCCGGCGCACUGAGGGGGCCGGCCUCGCCGCUGCCCCGCCGCCCGCCGCUGCUCUCCCAAGAUGGCGGCUCCUCCGGGCGAGUACUUCAGCGUUGGGAGCCAGGUUUCAUGCCGAACGUGCCAAGAGCAGCGGCUGCAGGGCGAGGUGGUAGCCUUUGACUACCAGUCCAAGAUGCUGGCCCUCAAAUGUCCCUCUUCCAGUGGAAAGCCUAACCAUGCAGACAUCCUGCUUAUAAAUCUACAGUUUGUCUCGGAAAUUGAAAUAAUUAAUGACCGCACAGAAACCCCUCCUCCCCUAGCUUCUCUCAAUGUUAGCAAGCUUGCCAGCAAAGCUCGAACAGAGAAAGAGGAGAAGCUGAGCCAGGCCUAUGCAAUUAGUGCUGGUGUCUCCCUGGAGGGACAACAGCUUUUCCAGACCAUUCAUAAGACCAUUAAGGACUGUAAAUGGCAAGAAAAAAACAUUGUAGUAAUGGAAGAAGUUGUUAUUGCACCUCCCUAUCAAGUGGAAAACUGUAAAGGCAAAGAAGGGAGUGCACUGAGCCACGUACGAAAAAUAGUUGAGAAACAUUUUAGAGAUGUGGAAAGCCAAAAGGUAAUGCAGCGUUCACAAGCACAGCAGACACAGAAGGAGGCCGCUCUGUCAUCCUGAGUCCCCACACCCCGCACACUUGGGGGACUCUUUCAACAUCCAACAGAGGAGGGAGGCGACAUUGGCGUCUUCAUCGGAGGCAGGCCGGGGGAGGGGAGGGAAUUCCUUUAUUUCCCGUUAGCUCUUUUUCAUGAAGGGCUAACAAUUCCAAACCUUAGACUUGAACAAAAAACAACAAAAGAACGAGAGAAUAAUUUAAAAGUUGAAUCAUUACUUGACUAACAGACUUGUUUUGUCUACCAUGUUUUUUUUUUCUUUUUUUCUCUCCUGGAACAGUCAUCUUGUUAAUUUUAUUUUUGAAAAUACUCUGUAACCUUCCCUUUUUGUCCUUUCACCCUUGACUUCUCCUAUUCUGUUCCCUGCCAUUCAGUUUUUAUAAGUGGUUAUACUUGCCUUCUGAGCAAAUGGGAGAAAUUUGACAUCUUCCGUUCUGAAAUAAAAAUAACAAGCUGACUGUGAUAUUUGUGUUGAGGCCAGAACAGCAGAUAGGUGCCUCACUUUAAUUUUUUUUUGCACAGGGCAUGGCUUGAAUUAGUUUUAUUUUUCUUAUCUUUAAAUAUAUAUAUGAAAAUAUAUAUUAAAAUGUUCUCUAAAUAUUUUCUGCUUCUUGCAGGUCUCUAUAUUAGAUCAUGGCCCAACCCACCUCCAUUCCCCUCCCCCCCAAAAAAAAGCCCCUUAGCAAAGCAACCAACUUGGCCUAGUCCCAGAAUCUCUUGCCAGCCUUUGGAGAGUCAGGUGUUUGUAGAUGGAAUGCAGGGUUCAAGGGAAGGAGGACUCAUAGUAUCUUACCUUUUUAAGCAUGUAUUCUGGCUGGUUCUUUGAGCUGGAAUUUCUCAUGUGUCCUGAAACUCUAGGGUUCUCUCCCUUUACCCCCACUUCAUGGUACUAGAAAUAAAUCCCAACAUUCCCUGGUAGACUGGAGAUACAACUGUUGAUUCUCUUGUCCUCUGCAAGGAUUAUCUUGCAUGGCAUAUUUCAUCUCUCCUGCUUGAAUGACAAGCUCUCUCUUCCAAGUGACCUGGAAUAAUAAGCUUCUUGUUCCUGUCUCAUUUUACCCUAAAUUAUCCCUGCCCCUUUGAUUUCUCUCUUCCUGACUCACUUCUGGUCCAGGCAAAUCUUGAGUAAUCUCCAAACUCCCUGUUUCCUUCCUUUUACUAGCUGAUGACAGUUUGUGCUCAGCAGAUAGUCUAAAAACCUAAGUGUUUCUCGAAUUUAGCCCAUCAGUUUGGCUGGCCAUGGUUAACUUGCUGAGAAUUAACUAUCAUUCCCUUCAUCAUGUGCUUCAGGGCAGUGAUUUUGGGUAGAGUGUGCUGUCAUUCUUCCAUCAGACAUAGAGUGGAUUGUGUAUAGCGUCCAUCAAACUGGCUAGAGUCUGGGGGUGAAACUUAGUUUUUAAAAAAUUGGCCAUGAUCUCUUCCCCUCCUCCCCCUCUUUUUUUUUUUAAUAAAUGGAUCAAAACUAAAUAAUUCAAGCCCUGCCUUCAAAAAUAAUUUUUUUUAGUAUUGUUUAGCAAAAACAAUAAAACCCAAAUUUUUUAACCAUCA
Messenger RNA from Phascolarctos cinereus (koala), 3123 nucleotides. RefSeq names its product LSM12 homolog (gene LSM12). Gene Ontology annotation, molecular function: RNA binding. The record is from RefSeq and is a predicted model, not a curated record. Lineage: Eukaryota; Metazoa; Chordata; Mammalia; Diprotodontia; Phascolarctidae.